This is a messenger RNA of Ricinus communis (castor bean), 1351 nucleotides long. Its product is annotated as cyclin-U3-1. Gene Ontology annotation, molecular function: protein kinase binding. Bases 320 to 979 code for a protein of 219 amino acids. The transcript has 3 exons. Lineage: Eukaryota; Viridiplantae; Streptophyta; Magnoliopsida; Malpighiales; Euphorbiaceae. Gene Ontology annotation, biological process: regulation of cyclin-dependent protein serine/threonine kinase activity. The record is from RefSeq and is a predicted model, not a curated record.
CCUUUUUCCUUUUCCUGUUUUGUUUUUUAAUAAAAGAGAGAAACUUCCCUCCUUUCCAUGUGAAGAGGGACAAUAAUAAAUUCUUAUGUAUAAAAAAGCUAAAUAAAAUUAAAAUAAAAGCAAAGCUUCUCUCUUUUUUGGUGGCUGAAGUAAUGUAGAGAAGGAAAAGAAACAUGGCUGCUACAGAGAGAAGCAGGGUAAUGCAAACUCUAUGUUAACAAAAGGAUUCAUGGUCUCUUUCUCUCCGACUUCUCACUGUAUCUUCUGCAUGCUUUCUUAGCUACAAACAUCUCUUGACAAUUAUCAUUGCAGUUCAGAUAUGGGAACAUUGGCACUUGAUACUGAGAAUGUGGACUUGGAUGUAUACCUAACUUUGGGGCUUAAGGCAUUGGGAAAAAGAAUUUUGGGAACUCCACGGGCUUUAACCCUUCUUUCUUCACUUCUUGAGAGAUCUGUCCAGAAAAAUGAGAUGCUACUGGAGACAACACAGAUCAAUGACUCUAGGACAGAAUUCCAUGGUUCUAGGGCGCCCACUGUGAGCAUCCGGCAGUACAUAGAUCGCAUCUUCAAGUACUCUGGCUGCAGUCCAUCCUGCUUCAUUGUGGCACACAUUUAUGUGGAUAGAUUUAUACAGAACACAGACAUUCAUUUAACCUCUCUUAAUGUCCAUCGGCUCCUAAUAACAAGUGUAAUGGUUGCUGCAAAGUUCAUUGAUGAUGCGUUCUUCAACAAUGCCUACUAUGCAAAAGUGGGAGGAGUAAGUACAGAAGAGUUGAACAAGUUGGAGAUGAAGUUUUUGUUUAGUAUAGAUUUCAGACUUCAAGUAAGUGUCAACACAUUUGGAAGAUACUGUUCUCAGUUGGAAAAGGAAGCUGCCGAAGGGCAUCAGAUUGAACGACCAAUCCAAGUUUGCAGAAUUAAAGAAAGUUGGUCUAAUAAAGAUGAUUCGACCCCUUGUGCUCCCACGAUUGCAAGAUGAAGAUUCCAAAUGAUCAAAUUGUAUCAUUGUAAUCUUACAUUCAUUUGAAUAUAGUCGAGUUAGAAGUUCUGGAUAUUGAGUUUAGAUGUCAGUCAUAUCAGUUUGAAUGUUGGACAGACGGCUUGCACACAUUCAUUUAUGAGUGCAAUUGGUUAGUACAUGUCUCAUUUUUUCUAGAUUUGGUCCCACAAUUUCCUUCGCAGGACCUUAUCUCCUGUGGAUUUGCCCUUCAGGAUCUGUGUUUUUCCUUCAUGAGAAAGUUUGUAAGUAUGGAUUAAACAACUUUACGGUUAUAGAAUUGGUCUCUGUAGCACGCAUCUCUAUUAUUGCCAUGGCAAGAUUGUGAUGGCAAGAGGAUGCGACUUCAUAUAA